Molecule: messenger RNA, 1650 nt
Organism: Verticillium nonalfalfae
Lineage: Eukaryota; Fungi; Ascomycota; Sordariomycetes; Glomerellales; Plectosphaerellaceae
Exons: 1
Coding region: 1-1650 (549 amino acids)
Biological process (GO): positive regulation of transcription by RNA polymerase II
Cellular component (GO): nucleus
Molecular function (GO): DNA-binding transcription factor activity; transcription cis-regulatory region binding
Source: RefSeq, a predicted model, not a curated record
AUGGAGAGGGCAAAUCUUAGAAACCAGGAACCGACCGACUUGGCCGAUUUUGGGGAUUCGCCUUCGGCAGCCUCGCACAUUAUCACUGACAGUGCUGUCGCUAACCUCCUGCUCUUCAGCCAAGGUGGAGCGAAUGCGUCGCAUGACCUGGCAAGCUCCUUGUCGCAGCACACCCAGUUCGACUCAUUGGAAAGGCUACCGGUGAACCCUAUUGUCCACGAGUCCCCGAUUCUCGAGCAGGUCUUUGAUUUUGGGGAACAGCUCUUCAGCCCUGAAGGGUCAUACGAUGAUGGCAUCUUCCUGCCGGGAUCGGCUUACCAUGAGCUGCACUCGACCCUCAGGAACCACCUUAUCCAGGAGGUGAGGUCUAACGUUCCAACACGACCUGGAACCCCAACCCAAGGUGUUGAGGAUGUCUACAAAGAGCACUCCGUCAGGUCGGGCACAUCUUUAACAAGCGACGAAGUUCUCAUCCAGAAUGACCUAGCCUCGGACCAUGAGCCCCCUAGUCUAUCCAAACAAGAGGAGAUUGUGUUAUGGAAGAACUGGUUCGAAGAGAUAUCGCCGUGGCUGGACAAAUUCGACAACCAGUGUCAUUUUCAGAAUGUGCUGCCCACCUUGGCUCGUGACCACGACCACUUGCGAUAUUCCAUGCUCGCCUUAUCGGCUCGACAGCUCGAGCUCAAAGACUCCAACCGAGCCACAGACCGCAGCCUCGCCCUUUACCAGGAAGCCAUCCAUCUGCUCCUUCCCCAGCUCUCCACCCGAACGACGCCAGUCAUCGCUUCGUGCGUCGUCCUCUGUGUUCUCGAAAUGUGCAGCUGCUCCCCCAAAGCCUGGCGCCGCCAUCUCGACGGCUGCGCCAGUCUCAUGGAAGCCGUGCAGAUGACGGGCUUCUCCGGUGGUCUGGAGCAGGCCCUCUUCUGGUGCUUCGCCCGCAUGGACGUCUGCGGCGGUCUCAUCUCCUCCGUCAAGACCCUCAUCCCCGCCUCCCGCUGGACCGGCUCCCCACGCAGCGCAGCAUCAUCCCUCGACGCCGACGUCGCCCUCUUCCGCUCGGCCACGACGUUCGACAUGUGGGCCAACUACUCCGUCUACCUCGUCGCCCAGGUCCUCGACCUCCUCGCACCCCUGGCCGCGGCCAACCCAGGCGGUCUCUUCUUCGACGGGCCCCGCAGCGACGCCGGCUACCGCACGUCGUGGGCGCGCCUGUGGCGGCACGUCGAGGCCUGGCACGCCCUCCGCCCGCCCGCGAUGCACCACGUCCUCGCGACGCCGUCAACGCCCUCGGACCCGUUCCCGACCGUCCUCUACAGCAAUGCCGCUGCCGUGUCGGGCAACCAGCUGCACCACACGGCCGCGCUGCUGAUGCUGCAGAACCGCCCGCCGGGCCUCAGGCUCGCGCCGCGCCCGAGGUCGGCCCUCUGGCACGCGCGGCGGAUUUGCGGGAUCAGCAUGACGAACCACCACCACGGUGCGUGGACGAAUAGCAUCCAGCCGCUGUGGAUCGCUGGCCGGUGCAUGAGCCAUCCGGCCGAGCAUGCGGCCAUUCUGGAGCUACUGGGGAGGAUCGAACGUGAGAGUGGGUGGGGGACUAAGUGGCGGGCGGAUGAUCUCAAAGACUUCUGGGGGGACCUGGGGGAGGAUUGA